Molecule: messenger RNA, 15283 nt
Organism: Monodelphis domestica (gray short-tailed opossum)
Lineage: Eukaryota; Metazoa; Chordata; Mammalia; Didelphimorphia; Didelphidae
Source: RefSeq, a predicted model, not a curated record
GAUCCCAACAUCUCUUGAGAUUCCCUCUAAAUUCUAAUAUUCUGGGGGCAGCUGGGUAGCUCAGUGGAUGGAGAGUCAGGCCUAGAGAUGGGAGGUCCUGGGUUCAAAUCUGGCCUCAGACACUUCCCAGCUGUGUGACCUGGGCAAGUCACUUAAGCCCCAUUGUCUAGCCCUUAUCGCUCUUCUUCUAUCUUGGAACCAAUACUUAGAAUUGAUUCUAAGAUGGAAGGUAAGGGUUAAAUAAAAUAAAUUCUAAUAUUCUAUGAUUAUAGGGCUCAGGGUGCCCCUCGCCCUGUGGAGCCCACCCUCCCUCAGAUUAUAGGGUGUAUGUGUGUGGGGUUAAUCCCUGUGUCUCAGAAUAAAGGAGCCCCCAUGGCGCUAGGCAGAGAUUGCCUCCUUGACAGAUAAUGAUAUGGGUUGGUGCCAUAGCCAGAGAGGGAAGAUGCUCUGUCCCAGAUGGCAGAUUCUGAUAAGGGCAGGGAGAAAAUCCAGAGUCCGGCUCUGUUUGCCCAAGCAGAUCAGUGUGGAGAGGGUGAGUGGGAGUGGAUUGUUCAAAAGAAGGGCCUGGAGGGAGCAAACUGACCUUACGGGCGGGAAGGAGAGAGCAAAGCCGCCAGGACUAUUUUGUAGGAAGAGCAAAGUUCUCACUAGGAUGAAGAGAGGUUUAGAGACAGUGUCAGAGGAAGAGGCUCAGCCUGGAGAAGAGAACAGGUAGGGACGAUAUGAUAGCUGGCUUCCAGUUUCAAUGGGCUUCCAAGGGAAAGAGGAAUUGGGCUUGUCCCAGUCCUGCGCAUAGCAGUCAGAAAGCACUUUAAAGUUUGCAAAAUUCUGGGAUGGCUAGGGGAGCUCAGUGGAUAGAGCACCAGGACUAUAGUUGAGAGGACUUGAAUUCAAAUGUGACCUCACACGCUUCUUAGCUGUGUGACCCUGCACAAGUCAUGUCACUUCAGUUGUCUAGACCUCGCUCUUCUGCCUUAGAACCAAUAUUUAAUAUUGAUUUUAUGACAGAAAGUAAGAGUUUUUGCUUGUUUGUUUUAAAAAGGAAGGUCUUCCGUAGACUGAGAUGGGAGAAGGUAACACAGGAGAUCUCCCUUCUUAGCUGUAUCACGGAACUCUGCCUAGACAGCUUUUUUUUUAGGUUUUUUUUUUGCUUUCUCACAUUCUCCUUUAUGUCAUGGUUAUUUAUACACACAAAUAAUACAUACAUAAAUAAUACAUAACCUUCUUCCCCAUCAGAUAAGCUCUCUGAGAACAGAGCUCAGAUCUCGUGCAUCUUUAUGUCCUUCACGUCUAACACGGGGCCUCGUACCUAGUAAGGGCUUAAGAAAUGUUUGUCAGCGUGUGUGUAGGAUCCACGAAGGGAAGGCAGUGAAUGAAGGCACCCUUGGGAGGAGCCAGGAGCUGGGAGAGGACCAAGGCCUUCUUUCUCCGAAAGCAGGCAGGCGGUGUCCAGGCCUGAGCUGGAGAGGGCUCCUAUUUCAGAGCCUGGCCUGGUUGAAGCUGACUGACGUCCUUCUUUCUCUGCUACUUCCUUGAGUUGAUUGGGUUUCUUUGUAGAUCACAAGCGUAUUGAUUAGAAUGCUAGCCGUGCUCUCUGGCCUACUUCGGGAGUCUCCCAAAGAAGGAGCUACACUUCUUCUCCUCUGGGCCUGGGGGUCUAGCCACCAGACCAUCUUCUGAAGCUGCAGCAAAAUGCAGCAAUUCUAUUGGUCAGACACAAGGGAUGGAGGUAAAGGCUGGAGACUGAGACAGAGAGAGGAGAGACAGACAGACAGAGAAAGAGACAGAGAGAAGAGAGAGAGAGAAGAGAGCAAGAGGCAGAGAUGGAGAGACAGAGGAGGGAGAGAGACCGACAGACAGACAGAGAAAGAGACAGAGAGAGAAGAGAGAGAAGGGAGAGAGAAAGAGGCAGAGAUGGAGAGACAGGAGGGAGAGACAGAGGAGGGAGAGCGACAGGCAGACAGAUAGAGAAAGAGACAGAGAGAAGAGAAGGGAGAGCAAGAGGCAGAGAUGGAGAGACAGAGGAGGGAGACAGACAGACAGACAGACAGACAGACACAGACAGACAGAGAGAGAAGGGAAAGAGAGCAAGAGGCAGAGAUGGAGAGACAGAGGAGGGAGAGAGACAGACAGACAGACAGAGAAAGAGACAGAGAGAGAGAAGAGAAAGAGACAGAUGGAGAGACAGAGGAGGGAGAGAGAAAGAGAGGGAGACAGACAGAAACAGAGACAGAAUGAUAGACAAACAGAGACAGAGAGAAGGGAGAGAGAAAGAGACAGAGAUGGAGAGACAGAGGAGGGAGAGGGGGAGACAGACGGAAACAGACAGACAAAGAGACAGAGAGAGAAAAGAGAGAUGGAGAAAGAGAGAGACAGAGCAGGGAGAGAGAGGGGGAGACAGACAGACAAAGACAGGGAGAGAGAGACAGAGAGAUAGGGAGAGACAGAGACAGAUAGAUUGUUAGACAAAGACAGAGAAAGAGAAAAAGGGACAGAGGCAGGGAGAGAGUAAACAUAAGAUGGAGUAGCAACUAGGUAGCACAGUAGAUAGAGCACUAGUCCUGGAAAUGGGAGGUCCUGGGUUCAAAUGUGGAUUUAGCUAUAUGACUCUGGGCAAGUCACUUAACUCCAAUUGUCUGGCUCUUAACCACUCUUUUGCCUUGGGACUGAUACUUAUAUUCUAGGAUGUUAGGUAAAUUCAAUUUCUAGGAUAAUAGGUAAAGUUUUGUUUUGUUUUUUUAAGAUAGGAAUCAUUGAAUAUAAUUAGGCAAUCUCCUCAAAGGCACAAUAAUUCUUUCUCUGCUUCUUCCCCUCCCCACCUUGGGAUUCUGCAGAUGAGUCUUUGUGGAAGUGUCUAGGUCCCUGAAGCAACGUGAAAGAUCAUCCUUGUGGCAUCUCUCCUUUUAGUAUAGAAGUUGAGCAGAAUUGGGCCAUAUAUGGGGACAGAGUUUUCCCAGGGAGAUUUUUUGUUCAUUUAUGUAUUUCACAGAACCAGAGAAUUCCGGGGCUGAAAAGACUUGUAGGCUACCCCCAUCUUUUUGUAGAGGAGGCUUCUGAGUCAGAAGACCAAAGAACCUGAGAUUCAGAACCAGAGAGGACCUUAGAGACCAUUGAGUCCAACUCUUCAUUUUUUUUAAAUAUAUUUUAUUUGAUCAUUUCCAAGCAUUAUUCGUUAAAGACAUAGAUCAUUUUCUUUUCCUCCCCCCCCACCCUCCAACUCUUCAUUUUAAAAAUGAGCAAACUAAGGCACAAAGAGUUUAAGGACUUGCCAAGAUUUCAGACACUUGACUGAGAUGAGGUUUGAACCCAGGAUUUUCUGGUUCAGAGGCCAGUGCCCAGGCCCCUAUUCCAUAUCAGCCUAGAGAGGUUUGGUGACUUUCCCAAGGUGUCCAUUUGAUUUAACAGAAAAGCCAGGAUUUAAAGCAAGACCUUCUAACUACCAGUUCAGGCUGCCUUCCAUUACUCCAAGCAGGGUAGCCUCUUGAUUCACAGAAAAUGAAAGCAAGCUGGUAGACCUCAGCUAGACCAGGGUCUCUCUCUGCCUUCUGGCAAUGUGAACCCAGAAGUCCACCUACCCAAGCUGGCCAGAGCUCUCUGCUCUAAUGACCAUUCUUUGGCUUGCCAGGCCUCCACUGAACCAUGGUUAGGCCUUCCCCAGCUAUUUUUUUUCCUUUUUACAACUUCUAUUGAUCCCUUUUGUUUUUCUAUAUAAUCCCCUUUUCCAGAUAUAUCUUUCCUUCUCCAACCCUCCCCCUUCAAUCCCUUAGAAGAAAGAAAUCAAGAAUAAAGAGAGAAAAUGUAAGCAACUCAUCAGCUUAAUCAGCCUGGUCUGACAUUGUUCCAUUCCCAUAGUCCCCCUCUUUUAAAAGGGACAGAGGCACAUUUUCCCAUCUCAUUUUGAGAGACAAGUUUGGUCAUCAUAACUGUAUAGCAUUCAGCUUAAUUUCUUUUUGUUCUUUCCAUGAAUGUGGUCAUUGUACAUAUUGUUUUCCUCAUUCAGCUGACUUCCUUUGGCAUCAUUUUGUAUAAAUCUUCCUAUGCUUCUCUGAUUCCUUUAUUAUCAUGCAUUCUGACAGCAAGGUAAAAUUGCAUUUAAUUCAUAAGCCAUGACUUCUUUAACUUCUUCAGUCAAUGUUUCCCCACCUAUUUCACCAAAUUUGCCCCGUUCUGUAACCCCUUAUAUCAGAUCCCACUAAGUAACAAUUAAUCUGAUAAGUUAAUUCAUGAUAAUUUGGUGAUAGAUGUUAAUGAGUAUUCCCCUGUCUAGUAACAUGUCUUUUUUCCCAGAAACCUUUAAUAUCCUUAACCCAAAGGAGGAAAGGAGAAACUUUAAUGGCAUGGAGAUAGUUGAGUGGGGAGAUGUUUGCAGCUAAAGUGGGGGACAGGUUUGUAGCACCUCUUAGAAUCCAUCAUGUGGAGGUAGCUGGGUGGCUCAGGAGAUAGCCAGACCCAGAGACAGGAGGUUCUGGGUUCAAAUCUAACCUCCUAUCUGAGUGACCCUGGGCAAAUCACUUAAAACUCAUUGCCUAGUCCUUACUGCUCUUCGGCCUUAGAACCAAUACACAGUAUUGAUUCUAAGAUGGAAGGUAAAGGUUUAAAAAAAUGAACUUCCAUGCCCGUUCCUGCCCAAGAUGCCAUCAAAGUCACAAUUGCCUUCAUUUCAUAAGUCCAAAUUUGCCAAAGACACUGGUUGUUUUCCCUUGGGAUCUAUUUCUGAAACUCUCUAAAUUUUAAUUCAUUUUUUCCCAAUUACAAUUAAAAACAGUUUCCACUAUUUUAAAAAGAACUUUGAGGCUCAAAUUCUCCCCCGUUUGCCCCACUGAGAUGGUAAUCUAAUCACGUGAAAUGUUUUCCCACAGUAACUCAGGUAGCUACACCAGGUGAAUGAUGGUGCUCAGAGUUAUGGCAGCAGAGCUGAGCAACUCAGGGUUUUGACUAGUGUGGCUCAUUUAGCAUGAGUUCAGCCAAUUUUGCUUUUUCCUGGAAAAAUUAAAAAUAUGGCUGUUGGCAUAAUAAUAGUAGCUGACAUUUAUAGAGCAUUUUCUGGUUGCAAAGAGUUUUUAUAUUCACUCUCUCGUUUGGCUUCUCACAAUAAUUCUGUGAGGUAGUAAUGCUGGUGAUGUUAUCCCUGUUUUUACCAGAAGAAGAAACAGCAGUUCAGAGGGCCAAGUAACCAAGUCACGUAGCUAGUUAUCAGGGGUCACGCCCUCAGUCUAGGUCUUAACUCAAAGCUCAGGGUUCUAUAUCUAAGAACUUGAUGUAUUUUAAUAUUCUAAAGAUGCAUGAUUUUUUCUGAGCAUGACACAAAGAAAAUCCCCAAGUACAUAUCAAGCAUCUUGCUCACUAAAUUUCAAGUUGUUAUUCAUCAUAGCUAAACUAAUUCCAGCUUCAGCCAUCAAAUAUUGUUUACCAAAUUCCUGGAGUCUCAUUUCCACGUUUUAGAGUCCCAGAAUAUUAUUGGUCACUUCAAAACUUUCUUCUGCUCCUAACAAUUGACCAUCAUUUGAUGGCACAGACACCUUACCACUCUGGGCAACGCCAAUAAUCUAGAGCAGUGAUGGCGAACCUUUAGAGAUAGAGUGCUGGGCCCUGCUCCAACCCCCCCCAGACCAAGUGCAUGUCCCUCAGAGACCAUGUGAUGUGCCCCCCACAUGCUGGGUGCCCCCCACAUACUGGGUACCCCCCUCUUACCCCAUACAUGGGAUGGAGGAAGUGCUCCCAUUAGACUGCUGGGCGGAGGGGUGGGGGAUGCGAAAAAAUGUCAGGUGAAGUAGAGAGGGGGAGGGGAGAAGUUCUGCCCAAGUCCCUCUGCCUAUCUAGUAAUGAACUCUGGGGGUGGGGUGGGAAGGGAGGGUGGCCAAGUGCCCACAGAGAGUGCUCUGUGUGCCAUCUUUGGCACCGUGCCAUAGGUUCACCAUCACUGAUCUAGAAUCUUAGUAGUUGAGAGAAUUAUUGCAAUCUGUGCCACAAUAUAGCUGCUUCCUGUGGUGGCCCUCUGUUUCUCUUUUCUUUCACAGCCAGAAGAGAAAGUAGACAAAAUUUGCCCUACAUAACUCCCAAGGACUGCAUAUAAAACCCUGUGACUACAUCCUUCCAGUCAGGACACUCUCCCCAAUUCGUUGGACCUGAGCGCUGGCCACACCUGUAAAACUCCGGACUUCUCCCAAAGAGGAGCAGACCCCAGUGGGUCAUCAGGGGCAGGGGGGAGUCCAAAGAUCCAGGGGACUCCCCAGGCCCACAACGCCAGUUCCUCAGGGAUGACCGCAGGGAGGGUCAACCCUUAUAGUAUAGUGUCCUCCGAAGAAGACGGAUUGCAUCUAGCCACAAUGCCAGGAGCCAAUGGCUUUGGCAAUGGCAAGAUCCAUACACGUAGGAAAUGUCGCAACCGCUUUGUCAAAAAGAAUGGUCAGUGCAACAUUGAGUUUGCCAACAUGGACGACAAGUCUCAAAGGUACCUGGCUGACAUGUUCACAACCUGUGUUGAUAUCCGGUGGAGAUACAUGCUCUUGAUUUUCUCUCUUGCCUUCCUGGUUUCCUGGUUGCUCUUUGGGGUGAUUUUCUGGGUCAUUGCUAUUGUGCAUGGGGACCUAGAGAGAUCCCCGGAUGAGAGGAACUACAAGCCAUGCAUUCUUCAGGUGCACGGCUUCAUGGCCGCCUUCCUGUUCUCCAUUGAGACGCAGACAACCAUCGGCUAUGGCCUCCGUUGUGUGACGGAGGAGUGCCCCAUCGCCGUGUUCAUGGUGGUGGUGCAGUCCAUUGUUGGCUGUAUCAUAGACUCCUUCAUGAUUGGGGCCAUCAUGGCCAAGAUGGCCAGACCCAAGAAACGGGCCCAGACCUUGCUCUUCAGCCAUAACGCAGUGGUGGCCAUGAGAGAUGGGAAGCUUUGCCUUAUGUGGCGGGUAGGGAACCUGAGGAAGAGUCACAUUGUAGAGGCUCACGUCAGAGCCCAGCUGAUCAAGCCCAGGGUCACAGAGGAAGGGGAGUAUAUCCCCCUUGACCAGAUUGACAUUGAUGUAGGUUUCGACAAAGGCCUGGACCGCAUCUUUUUGGUGUCUCCCAUUACCAUCCUCCAUGAGAUCGAUGAGGAGAGCCCACUGUUCGGCAUCAGCAGACAGGACUUGGAAACUGAUGACUUUGAGAUCGUGGUGAUCUUGGAAGGGAUGGUGGAGGCCACAGCCAUGACAACACAGGCCAGGAGUUCCUACCUGGCUAACGAGAUCCUCUGGGGUCACAGGUUCGAGCCUGUCCUGUUCGAGGAGAAAAACCAAUAUAAGAUCGACUAUUCUCACUUCCACAAAACCUACGAGGUCCCAUCCACCCCCCGUUGCAGUGCCAAGGACUUGGUAGAAAAUAAGUUUUUGCUCCCAAACACCAACUCCUUUUGCUAUGAGAACGAACUGGCUUUCAUGAGUCGGGAUGAAGAUGAUGAAGAAGACGAUGAUAGUCGAGGUCUGGAUGACCUGAGCCCCGAAAACAGACAUGAGUUUGAUAGACUUCAGGCCACAAUAGCCCUCGAUCAGAGAUCCUACAGAAGGGAGUCAGAAAUCUGACCCCUGUUGGUCCAGUCUCUUCUUCUGCUCUUUUCCCCUACAGUCCACCCAGGUUUAUGCAGAACAAUGUUAAGUGCCAUAGGGAUGGUUGAAGACUUUAGUAGUGUCUUAGUAUUUUCACGUUUCAUCGCAAUAACCUUGGACGGGUUGGCAGGGAGAGGGAUAGGAAGUCACGGGAGGGAUUAGACUUCCAACCCUAGCUGGUUGGAGGGGCUUCCUCCAAGGUUCCGUCAGUGGGCCCAGAAGGGGAAUGGUCAUGCCCCCAGGGGCUGGACCUCAUUCAGCCGCCAGGGCUUUUCCCUUGGAUGUCUGGUAGGACAGCAAAUAGCUCCUUAAUGUCAAAGGUUACAAAGAAUCUGAAUGUUGCACAGCCUGGAACCUAAUCAGGUUGGAAUGGACUGAAAAUUAACCUUAUGCCUGGCCAGGAGACACAGUUGAGCUUGCCUGGGGAGGGCAGCUGGGUAGGUGCAAUGCUGCACACUGGUUUUUAACUUAAGGGGGAGACAUCAGGUUUUUAAUUUUUCAACUUAGUGCUGGUGAGACUGUUUACAAAAAAAUACAUAUAUAUUAAAUUAAAAUAUAAUUCCAAAAAAGAACAUUUUUUAAUUUAAAAAGAAAAUAAUAAAAGAGAACUUCCCUCCCCUCCAAUGGAAUGGAACAGCCAAAAGGAGGCCCCGGCAUCGGGAUGAAGGGAGUCAGGGACACACUAGAAGACUUCCUGGGGCUAGAACUGUCUCUCUUUUCCCUGAGAAGCCUCCAUCUAUCCCAGGGAAGUGGACACCAGUUCCCAUCUGUGGUGUAAGCAACAGCAAGCACAAUUAUCUAUACCAUAGCUCACAUUGCUCAUAAGGAAAUUUAGAUUCCUUUUGUAAUAGAAAAGCAAAACCAUACUAAUAAGAAUAAUAAAAAUGAAAAAGAAUGGUUUGGGGAGUGGGCAGGGUCAAGGGAGGGGUUUGGUCUAAGAUCUCUUUGUACCUUACAGGUACAUUUCAGUGGGAAUCAUGCCCUAGUUAAACCCAUCCCCCUUCACUGUUUAUUGUUUCCCGGAGCCUUUGGAAAUGGUAGACUUGCAUCGUUGGGUUUGGGUUUUGUAUUUUUUUAAUGAUUUCUUAACUCAACCCCCCAACUCUCUGAACCCCAAGAAAUCAACAUUGCAUUUUGAGUUAAACUAAAGUAGGCUGUUGCUUACUCUGCUUCGGUCUCCCCAGACUGUGAUAUAACAGGACGAAUCCUGGAGAAGGAGUCUAUAGACCUCUGACACUCACCAGGUGUGUGACUGGGCAAAUCACUCCAUCUCUGGGAACCACAUUGAACCUCCUCAGUCUGUAGCCCGAGGAGGCUAGAUUGGUCAAUCUUCCCUGCCCUGGUCUAACUCUAAAACCCUCUGAUCUUCCUUUAACAAUUGGCACUUUGGGGAUUUAUGAAUUGCCACCCCAGAAAAGUCAUGCCAUGUGCAGAGGUGUGUCUGUCAAGCUUCCCAGUUAGCAGAAGGAAAAGCAGGAAGAAGACUGGCAGAAUGAAAAAAGCACACUCUGACUCCAACCAUCUGCACCGUCCCGGCACUUUGAAGUGGGUCGUGCCUUAGAGACACAGAAUUGUCCUGCUGAAUUUUCUUUUUCCCUAACCAUGAUUCUCCCUUUUUAAGUGUUCCACGCUGUACUUUGUUUUUUAAAAAUCUCAUUCUUUCUCCUCUGUCCCCCUUUAUGGAGCCUACCUCCUUGGCUAGGACAAUGGCAGUGAGAAACCAGCAAGCAGAUCACACACACACACACACACACACACACACACACACAGUAACUGCCUGCCCCACACUUUGGAGGAUGUUGGUGGAGAGGGACAGGUCCAGAUGUCCACAGUGAUACUGGAGACCUGCCGUCCCAGCCUCUUUUUACUCCAGAAUGCUGGCUAUUUUAGGGAAGAAAAAAAAAGCAAAAGGGCAGGGAGGAGGUAGGCUAUUCUCUGCCCUUCUGCUGGAUGUCCUGGCAGAGGCUUUAUCCUCCAUUACAAAGUAGAAAGAAAAGGAACUUAGAAAGAGAAGAGCUGUACUGAGCAUCCCUAACCAACCUAGGUCAGGUGGUGUCACUCAGGGUUUACCAGAGUGUAGCAAGUCACCUGGUUCAAUAGAAAGAGAACCCGAUUUGGAUUCAGAAGAACUGAGUUCAAAUCCUGAUCUUACCACUUAUCUGUGUGAUCUUGGGCAAAUCAUUUCACCUUUGGGAACCUUGGUUUUCUCAUCUGCAAAAUGAGGACGUUGGAUGAGCUGGUCUCUGAGAUCCUAUCCAGCCCUAAAAACAAUUUCCCUAAAACAUUCCUUAUAGUCUCCUGCCCUGAGGCAGCCCACCCUUCCCAGAAGCACCUACUAAUGGGCAAGUCUGGUUAAUUCAGACUUAAUAUGUAACCUCCCCUGGAAGUGUUUGUAUGCCAUUUAAAAGGGGAACACAAGAAGAAAGCCCAAAGGAAUGGAUUUCUAGUAGAAUUUGAAGCCCUGUGGAUGGAGAGAAAUUUGGGCAGGGGGUUAUUCUCGGCAUCUAUGCCAGUAGCCACCUAUUCUGCCUAUACACAAGGCCAUUUAUUAUUCCCUGACUGACUCCCAGAAUGGGCCAGCUGGUUGGCCACAGGAACCCUGAGAUAGAGUUACCAUGUUUCAGGGCUGGUGACCAAGUGCCAUCUGUCCCAAAUCUGGCCCAGGAGGCUUCAGAAUCCAGACCCAGAAGAGCUCAGUCUCACCAACCAGAUUUCAGGAGGGGGAAGGGGUUCUUUGAGGUAGUUGGGAGUCACUGAAUAGAAAUUCCAAAUCCUGCCACCCUGGAAUGUUGGCUCUGAAGUUUGGCAUCAUUUUCAACUUCUUCUUUCCCUCUGACUUGGAAAAAAGGGGGAGGGUGCCCUGGAAAGUCAGUUUUUGAAGGGGCCCGAGAGAUUAUCUAGUCCAUUCAACAGAAGAGACAAAUCAGGACCAGAGAUGGCAAGAGACAUUUAAAUGAUCACACAGCAAGUUAGGUUCAGGGCCAAGAUUAGGACUUGGAAUUCCUGAGUCCUGAUCCACAGUUAAUUCAGUGCAAUUGACUUGUUGGGCUUUUUUUUUAAUAUGAGGUAAGGGAACAAAGGAUCUGAGGGAAGGGGCAGGGUAGCAUUUGCCAAUCAUAUAAAGAUAAUCCAUGCCCUUUCUCCAUCUCCUUCCUCUUCAUGUCUCAGCCCUUCUCUCUUGUCUCUUCUUGCUUCCUUGCAGUCGAUCUCAACCUCUUCUUCCCCUUGAGGUUCCCCAUGACUGAGAGCCAUAUGACACUGGGCCCAUCUUUAGUAUUUCCAAGGCAGGAAACUGAUGCCUGCCUGGUCUUACCCUCACCCUCUCCAGCUGUCUCAAGACCCAGCCACAAAGGCAGGAGAUGACUUCCCACUUCCCUUUUACAGUCUGGGAGAGCUUAAGCAAUAGUAAGGGGUGGGAGAGAACUUCUUGGGGGGUUGGGGGUGGGAGUCUGGGUGGAGAGGGCCAGGGUUCUCUUAUUUAUUUUUAACUGCUUUUAGGUUCUUUCUAAGGUGCAAAAAUGCUGCUGUAAGUGUUCUUAGAGGCUUGGUGACUCCUUAAAUUAUAGGACCUGACUACAGAAUAAUAAGACCGAAUUUGUGUUCAGGUUACAGACAGCCCAGAAUUUAUCCAUCCAAAUUUGAUGUAAUCCAACCGAAUUGAUAUUUAUUAAAGCCUACCUAGUUCUGAGCACUGUGCUACACACUGUGGGGGAAGACUAAACUUGACUAGGUCCUUGGGUUAUAUUCCCCUUCAAAGCAGUCAGUCCCCUGGGAAAUCACCCACUGCCAUUCCUCCAGCCAUUGUUGGUGCUCCUCUUUGGGACUUGCCAUCAGAGCCAAUUUAUAAGCCAAGAAGAACCUAGUCAUAGAAUCAUGCAUUUCGAUCUGGAAGGGAUCUUGGAACCCAUCUAGGUCAACCUUCUCAUUUAACAGUUGAGGAAACUGAGGCCCAAAGAGUUGAAGUGACUUGCCCAAGGUCACACAAGUAGUAAAUAACCAAGCCAGGAUUUAAACCCAGGACCUCUGACUCCAAAUCCAGUGCUCUUCCCACUGUACCACAGUGCCUCUCGUGACUUCAGAGUCACCAUGUAUGGUGCGAUUUGGGUGGUAUGUGUGUGAGUGUUUUUAAUCCUCAAUAAGAUUUCCUAGCCUAAUCCCCAACCUCAAUCACAAGUCUUGGCACUGGAUAGCCAUAAAAGAAAUCAGAGGGGAAAGAAAAGGAAGGAGGACAGAGGGAAAUUUGCCUCCUGUCAGGAAAUGCCAAAGAAUGUAGAACAGACUCUAAAGGCAAGCUUCCAAAGUGGGGCACCUUCUGAGUAGCUCCCCUGGGAUGAAGGACCAUUCAGUUCAGUUCAGUCCAAUAGCUCUGAAGAAGACUUACUCGGAUGGAGAAUUCUGGUCUGUUUUUUCAGCCAUCAGCCUCCUUACCUCAUCAUCACCACUCCUUUCUCACAGUGAAUAUUUGUGUCAAGAGAUGAAAAAAGAAGAAAUGCCUUUAAGCAAAUUAUUGCUUUCUAAAGUUUUGAUUGCAUAGUCUGAACUGAGAGAAAGAGAAUAAUAUAGAUGUAUAUGUAUAUGUGCAUAUAUAUGUAUGUAUAUGUAUUUUUAACCCCUGGGAUAGAUGCAGAUUUGUCUGUGGAAAAGUAGGCCCACCUGCUACCUGUCUUCCAGUCUCGAUUUCCAUCCACUCCUCUUGCCCAGAAUGGAGCAUACCCACGUGUGGGAAGCAAUGGGCCUGGAUUAUAUGUACUUCUCAAACUGGAAUGUGAUGUCAUAGAAAUAGGAUCAGGAAUGUUGGGGACGGGAGGAGGCUACCCAUAAGCCCUAAGGGCUUACUCUCCCUAAAAUCUCCUUGUGUAAGACAGUGCCCCAGUAGGGGAGAGAGAGAACCAAUAGAACACUGGAUCCAAUUAAAGGAUUGGCUGGAAGGAGCAUUCUGCUAGAGUUGAUGAGCCAUUGGCCAAGCCAAGGGAAGAGAGCUAACCUUUGAAAGUCUAGAAUGGUCUAGAGAAAGGGCCAAAGCCUGGCCUUGGGCAAAGGGGAGCGCUGCUUUAAAAAAAUAGGAUGGACAACUUUGGUCCCAGACUUCCUUGGAUACCAAGGCUCUAGUGAAUUCAGACAUGGGACCCCCAUCUCCAUGACAACUACCUGAGGACUAGUCAUGUCUUCUUUCAGAGCAGGUCAGAGUUUCUAGGAAAGGUUGGAGGGAGUUCUGGGAUUCACAGAUGGAGAACUAGAAGGAAUGGCAGAGGUCAUCGAGUCCAACCCCUCAUUUUACAGAGGAAGAAAAUGAGGCUCAAGGAGAGGAAAGGACUUGUUUAAGAUCACACAGUUAGUGGCAAAUCUGGGAAUAGUAUGUCAUCUCUUAAUUCCCAGUUCAUUCCUAGCCUUUAUCCCUAAUUAUUCCAUAUAAGUCAGACCUAGAGAGACAACAAAGCCAUUUUAAAGAACUAGACCAGAGUUGAACUACCUAGAAAUAUUUGGACAUUGACCAAUGGCAAGAUUAUCCUUUUUCUGAGGAAUAAGGAGGGAAGAGCAACGAUCAGACUUAGCCCCUUUGAUAUCCUUAUUCCUAGUAAGCCUAACCAACCCAGAAACUUAGCAUUAUGGGAGUUUCCUUGCUCCCUGGGUCUUACCUUGGUCUUGAGAAUCAGGAAAUUUGAGAUCUGGUCCUAGAUGGCCACUAGCUAGUAUGGCCUGAGAUAAAUCACUUCCCUGCCUGGGUCCUCUUCUGUAAAAUGAGGGAUUGUAUUAGAUUGUCUCUAAAGUCCCUUCCAGCCCAUAUGGUCUAAGUUCUAUGACCCUAGUUCAAUAAUUCAAGAUGCAUUUCUUAAGCACCUUCUGCAUGCAAAGUCCUACAAUAGAUGUGGAGUGAGACCCAAAGACUCAAUACAUUUUGCUGCAGAGUUUGUGCUUUGAGUUCUUUGAUACCUUGUAGGUCUCCCAAGAGUGUGUAAUUACUUUUUUAUGUUCUCCAAAGGAAAGUGGAGGCCUUCAGGUUUCAAUAAUGGUAGCUUUUCCCAUGGUUCCCUUGUUUCUUGGCUUCCUCCCACAAAACAAAACAAAAAAGAGAGACAAGACUCAGGCAAGCUUUUCUUCUCCACCACUCCAUGUGUUUACAGAAGGGGUGGUGGUGUGGUCACCAUGCCACUCAACAUGCCAUUCCAGGAAGUGGCUGCAUCUAUUUUGGGGCCUGGAGUCAAGUAGUUGGUAAUGAUCUAGAAAGGACCAUCAAUUUACAACUUCUUCCCAACUUAAUUCUCUAAUUACAUCCAUUGAGCAUGGCUUGCCAUCCCACCUGCCCAUAACAGACUCCAUACCACCAAUUAACGUCAACACUUCCAAUGGAACUGCCGCUUCCCUGCCUCCUUUAGAAACAGCCCAUCCAUGCCAGGACUUUGCCAUGUCCAAUUCCUCCAGUGAACCCCUCAGCUGCCUAUGAAAGUCAGCUAACUCACUGGCUAAAUGCUGUCUGCAUCUUUCUAAUGAGACAACCCGACAUCUACUCAGGGGCCAGAGCCUGGUCCAUGUGGAUAGCCUGGGUUACGAAAACAAAUAGCAGUUAUUAGUGAAGGUGCCACCCUGCUCCUUCCUCCUAGCACCCUGCUCCACCGUCUGGAUGGCAAGAAGUCUUCCCUGUCCACCCAGCUGGCCCCUGAGCAAUCCAGCUGUCUCUGCAAAGGGAAUCUAAUUUGGAGCAUGAGCACAUCGGGACCUGGGAGCCGAAACUGCAAAGAGGGCCCCAUCCUCUUUCCUUCUUCAAAGUCUCUAGUGCUCUUAGACAAGAGGGCCGGGACAGUCACUAACCCUUAACCUUUUCCUGUUCCCAUGUGCUCUGGUACCUGCUUGACCUACAAACCUUUCUUGGGUGGAAGAUGGAUUCAGAGCUGCCUUUUUUGUACCAUUAAUCAGGCAGAACAAAUGCAUUUAUUUUAAACUCUUCUACCUUUUUUGGGUUCCCUUUUUUGCUUGUGCUGAAAACCAAAAUAGUUUUUCCCUCUUUAUUGCAUUUAAAAAGAGAGAAGUGGUCAGAGCAGCAAUAUAGAUAUAAAUGUGUAAUACGCACACACAUAUACUCCAUCCUCUGUGUAUGUGUGUGUGCUCGUCAGGCGGAGACACGAAGCGGGACAGGCGAUGCGAUCUCCUUGUCUGGUUCCUUAGCCUCUCAGCCCUUGAGACAGGAGGUCCAUGGCAGGCAGAGGACAGAGCGUCCAGCUCUAAUCCCCUAGUCUGGCUUGGCUUUGCUGAAGGAGAGAGUCCCACCUCAAAGAGAGAAGGUUCAGUUGUGAACUGAGAGUGUGUGCUCAUGUAUGAGUGUGUGUAUGUGUUCAUGUGUUUGGCAAUCAGCAGGAUGGGGCGGUCUUCAGUCAGCUGACCCAUCACUGGUCCUCUGUUUCUCACAAAUUACUAGCCUGCCCACCCCCACUGUCCAAGGUCCCCUGAGGAGGUGAUGUUGGGGCAUAUGAGUCCUGGGCUCAGAGGGAAGCUGUUCCCUUGGGGUGGUCAGAGAAAUCAGCAAGGGGGGCAUUUUCCACCUAGAGUGUGUUUUAUUGCACAUAUGUUUCAAAUAUGUGUGAUGCUAUAUGAUAUAAAAUCUAUUUUAAAUGAUAAAAUCGGAGAAUUUUCAUGUUAUUUUAAAUACAUAGCAACUAUCUAAAACCUAGGAAAUAAGACUAGAUGACAUUAAAUGCAUUUUGAGCUCUUGAAAA